Carassius carassius (crucian carp) is the source of this 5111-nucleotide messenger RNA. Its product is annotated as membrane-associated guanylate kinase, WW and PDZ domain-containing protein 1-like. The transcript has 23 exons. The coding region runs from base 77 to 4696 and encodes 1539 amino acids. Gene Ontology annotation, molecular function: protein binding. Gene Ontology annotation, biological process: signal transduction. The record is from RefSeq and is a predicted model, not a curated record. Gene Ontology annotation, cellular component: cytoplasm. NCBI's taxonomy places the organism in Eukaryota, Metazoa, Chordata, Actinopteri, Cypriniformes, Cyprinidae.
CGUGUUAUUGAGUGCUGAACCCACAAAAGGAGCCAGGGGACCCUUAGGAGGAGCCGUGAUUAAACACCCAACAGGAAUGAGUGGCUCUCUCCGCUGGAGCGCAGUCUGGAGGGACUCGGCCGGGCGGUUGCCGCUGGAGCUGAGUGGUGGAGCGGAGAGCGGACACUUCAUCUGGAUCCGUCCGGCAAGGCCCGGCAUUCAGAGGGACAUCCUGCUGGAGGUGGAGGGGCUGUGUGUGUCUGGACUACCCCUCUAUGACGUGCUGGAUGUCCUGAAGAACUGUGAAGAUCCUGUCCGAAUCAAAACGGCCAAAGCAGGUCGCAAGCUCAAGAAGGACUUGAGUUAUUACUUGAGUCAGCGCUUUCAGAAGGGCUCAGCAGACCAGUGGCUGCAGGACAGCAUCAGAAACAACCUGCACCGCUACAGCGCUCCCUGUACGACCCGUCCUCCUCGUGACGGGGAGCUUCAUGGUGUGGACUACAACUUCCUGUCCGUGGAGGAUUUCCUGAAGCUGGAGCAGAGCGGAGGACUGCUAGAGAUAGGAACAUAUGACGGUAACUAUUAUGGGACCCCCAAGCCACCCAUCCAGCCUCUCAGAAGGACAGUGAUUUCCCAUGAUGCUUUGCGAGACAAUUGCACUGGUUCCCAGAUGUGCUGCGAUCGUAUGCAGCAUGCAGGAGUAGAGCGUACAGCGCUGCAGGAGGAUGCAGAAAUGAACAACACGUUCACAGGUGACUCCAGCCGGCCGGACGUGCACGGCAUGGUGCGAGACAAUGCCCCCAGCUAUGUGCUGAACAACAUGGCCACGUCUCUGCCGUCCAAACCCCCGGGCCUUCCUCCGGACCAGGACCCUCUCGGACCGCUGCCGGACAACUGGGAGCUGGCCUACACCGAGACCGGAGAGAUGUACUUCAUCGACCACAACACAAAGAGCACUUCAUGGAUGGACCCUCGGUGUCAGGACAAACAGCACAAACCUCCGGAGGACUGUGACGAUGAUGAAGAGGGUGUACAUACAGAAGAGCUGGACAAUGAUCUCGGUACGUCUCUCCUCUCAUCUGUGCCAGAACUGCCUCCCGGCUGGGAGAAGAUCGACGACCCGGUGUAUGGAGUCUAUUAUGUUGAUCAUAUUAACCGUAAGACACAGUAUGAGAACCCGGUUCUGGAGGCCCGGCGGCAGAAGCAGCUGGACGCACAGCAGUCGCCGGAGGACGGACGCUACAUCAGAGAAUGGAUAGAGGAGCACUCGUCCGCCGGUGCUGCGAUCGGCUCUUAUGUGCCCAGUCAUCUGGAGACAUACAGAGACCCUCAGAGCAGUCCGUUGGCCCCUCAGGCCCCGGGCCCCAAGCGAGGAAAGCCGUUCUUUACCCGUAAUCCAGCCGAACUCAAGGGGACCUUCAUAAGCACUAAGCUGCUGAAGAGCAGGCGAGGCUUUGGCUUUACUGUAGUCGGUGGUGAUGAGCCGGAUGAGUUCCUGCAGAUCAAGAGUCUGGUGCUGGAUGGACCGGCCGCUGUGGACGGAAAGAUGGAAACAGGUGAUGUCAUUUUCAGUGUGAAUGACACCAUAGUGCUGGGAUACACUCAUGCUCAGGUGGUGAAGAUAUUCCAGUCCAUCCCCAUCGGCUCCAUUGUCCAGUUGGAGCUGUGCCGUGGCUACCCUCUGCCCUUUGACCCCGAUGACCCUAACACCAGCCUGGUGACCUCAGUGGCCAUUCUGGACAAAGAGCCCAUCAUAGUGAACAGUCAGGAAGGCUUGGAGCCCAUCCCCGGCCUGGCAGUUCAGAUGGCAUCUGGUGGCAGGACCGUUGAGCCUGUUCCGUAUGGCCCCAGUGCAGACAGCACUCUGAUGACCACGGCCAACAGCUGUCUUGCUUACACCAGUGAUGUGGUGACACUGGCAUCCUCCAUAGCCACGCAGCCCGAGCUGAUCACGGUCCACAUCGAGAAGGGCGACAAGGGCUUUGGCUUUACCAUCGCAGACAGUCUGGCUGGUGGAGGGCAGAAGGUGAAGCAAAUUGUGGAUUACCCACGCUGCCGAGGGCUGAAGGAGGGAGACAUCCUGUUAGAAGUCAACAAGAGGAACGUACAGGGCAUGAGCCACAACCAGAUUGUGGAUCUCCUCAGCAAAUGUCCACGAGGGAGUGAAGUUACUCUGUUGGUUCAAAGAGGAGUUUUGCAUCCCAAGAGAAGCCCCAAAGUGCUGAAGUUGGAAAGGAAGGACAGUCAAGGCAGCUCUCAGCACAGCAUAUGCAGUCACCGGAGCACACACACAGACUCGCCCAGCCGCCCGGAGCCCAUAGUGCCCACUGACACUCUGGGGGGCCCUCCACCCCUGCCACCUCCUCCCACCCAGCCGCUGCCCGUCCUUCCCCCCUUUGACAUCUCUGCAGCCAACGGGACAAUCCAGAAGAAACCGGACCCCUUCAAGAUCUGGGCACAGUCAAGGAGCAUGUACGAGAGCCGUGUGGCAGACUCUCAAGAACAAGACAUUUUUCUUUGGAGGAAAGACACAGGCUUUGGUUUUCGGAUCCUGGGGGGAAAUGAGCCCGGAGAACCGAUCUACAUAGGGCACAUAGUGAAGUAUGGCUCAGCGGAUGAGGACGGCCGUCUGCGCUCUGGAGACGAGCUCAUCUGUGUCGAUGGCACGGCGGUGGUGGAAAAGUCUCAUCAGCUGGUGGUGCAGCUCAUGCAGCAGGCAGCUAAACAGGGUCACGUCAACCUCACCAUCCGCCGCAAAACUGCUUAUGGAGUUUACAAGGGGGAGGUGGAAGUGCCACCGUCUCCUGCAUCAUCUCACCACAGCAGUACGCAGGAGAAGCGCACGCCGCAGGGCAGCCAGAACUCACUCAACACCGUCAGCUCGGGCUCCGGCAGCACCAGUGGCAUAGGCAGCGGCGGAGGCGGCGGCAGCGGCAGCACUGUUGUCAACAUGACGCCCGCCACCCUGCAGCCCUACGAUGUGGAGAUCCAGCGCACCGAGAACGAGGGCUUCGGCUUUGUGAUCGUGUCAUCCGUGUCACGGCCUGAUGCAGGCACUACCUUUGCAGGAAACACAUGUGCGGCCAUGCCCCAUAAAAUAGGCAGAAUCAUCGAGUGCAGUCCAGCAGACCGCUGUGGGAAGCUGAAGGUGGGUGAUCGUAUCCUGGCGGUCAACAGCUGCUCCAUCACCAACAAAUCGCACUCGGACAUCGUCAACCUCAUCAAAGAGGCCGGAAACACUGUCACGCUGUGCAUCAUACCCGGAGACGAGACAUCAAAUGCAUCCCUACUGACCAACGCAGAGAAGAUCGCCACCAUAACCACUACACACACACCUCAGAGCAACGCUGAGCCCAGCAGGAAUAACAAACCCAAACAAACCCAACCAGCAACCUACAGUCAGGAGGCAGAGUAUUACUCUGUUGAUCUAGAGAGAGAGAGUAAAGGUUUUGGCUUCAGUCUGAGAGGAGGAAAGGAGUACAACAUGGAUCUGUACGUGCUGCGAUUAGCUGAGGAUGGAGCUGCUGCCAAGAAUGGCAAGAUGAAGGUUGGUGAUGAAAUACUGGAGAUCAAUGGUGAAAGUACGAAAAAUAUGAAGCAUUCUCGUGCCAUCGAGUUGAUCAAGACCGGAGGUAGACGAGCUCAACUGCUGCUGAAGAGAGGAGACGGAUCCGUCCCAGAGUAUGACAGCCCAAAUGACAGCUACCCUCCCUCACCCGGGCCACAAAAUUAUUCGGAAGUGAGGACCUUGCUGGUCAGCGGCCCCUUUCAUCAUCCGUACAAGUCCAGCUAUACAUCAGAGCAUUACACACCAUCCCAGCCCAAGCAGCAGCAACUGAAAGAAAGGCAGCAUGAUCAGGCAAGGGAACAAGAGAGGGACAACAGAACAGGACUGUAUUCCAGCGUUCCACACCAGCCUUCCUGGAACAACCAUCACAGCCCCUCGCCGUCCCCUGACAGAAGCGAAAACAACUCCCACCGCAAGGUCAAGAAGUCUGAGUCAGAGAGCGGCAUUGCCAAGCUCUUCAAAACAUUGAGGAAAGAUGGCGGAUUUGGGAGGAAAACCUCCAACCAGGAUCUACUGAGGCGAGGCCACAAAUCAUCCAUAGAGAAGCAGAGUAGCGCUGGGUCUCGGGAGCAUAGCGGGUCCUUGGAUCGCUCCUCCACCCGGAAGCGCAACACCUCUCCAGACCGCCGUAGGGCCAAGUCUGUGGACCGGCGAACGACACACUCGUAUAAAGAUCAGUCCCCUGAACAGUGCUAUCAAGCUUCUACCCAGGACCUGCUGUGCCAGAUCUCCACUCCAGAAAGGCAUUUCUGGCCCCAAAAAGAGCCCCAAACUCCCCAUCAGAACUACAGCAAAGAGGGCUACUUCCCAUUCACCCCUGAGCGAUCCCACAAACCCACGACCCAUGCUCUUGCUUGCACAUCUGAACGUGGCCUAAAGAACAGGAAUGUUCUGCUCAACAGCUCUCCAUUCAGUCAAGCUGAGAGACAGGAAUACUUCAGAGCCUCAGAAAGACGCUCCCGCAGGACAUCAGACAGCAGCAGUGAUGGAAGUUACUUGGAAGGGAGUGCUGCUCCACAGCUUAGGGAUUAUUACAAUGCACUGAAAGCCAGCAGUGCCAACGGGAGCAAUGUGGACCUUGGCCUUGUCCAGAGCUCUCCGAGCAAGAGACGGCUUUACAAGGAGAACCACGCAGACCUCAGCAUCUGAGCUCCACAGGACUGAGUUUCACCACAGUGGAACAAUGCUUCUUUUUCUAGUUUUCAUCUGUCUGUUUGUUUUUAUAUGUUGCGAUCCAUGUUUUGUUAAAAGACACAGACAUUUUUCCAGAUGUGUCUUUAUUUUGCGUGUCCUCUUUUCUCCAAAUUGAGAUUUACUGAACCAGAGCACAAGCAUUUAACGUUUGUUUGUUUCUUUGUUUGUUCAUUUUAAUAGAUGUGUGGCAAAACCUGAAGUCAGACUAUGAUGCUACUGUUAAAUUGAUUAAUAUAAAUUUAAGCUGUAUAUUUAUUUAAAAAAAAAUUGAAAUGUAACUUGAUGGGAUGUCCAGAUGAAAAAGCAUAAUUCAGUCUUGGUCUGUUGUAUAUAAUAUCUGACUUUUUUCUUGUUCCAACGCUGCACUGGA